GGUCCCGAACUGAAAAAAUAUACACGACUUCGCCGUGUGAAAUAUUAUAAAGGGAAAAUGGCUGACUUAAAUCUGAGUGCUGUGAUGAGAAGACAAUGAGCUGAAACAUAAUUACUUUAUAAUGAAUACUACGAGAGGAGGACGACGACAAAUGUUACAGCUUGAUGAUAAUAAUGAAACAAAAUCUUUAGCCCGUAAAGAUAAUAAAAUGAGUGUUAACAGUCCAAAAAGAUCUAAACCUGCUGGGUUGUCUGCCCUUGGAGAAUAUUCUGAUUCUGAUUCCAAUAACUCUGAAGAGGAAGACUCUAAUGUUAAUGGAAAUAAUGGUGUUGAUAAUACAGUAGGCCCAACAAGUUCUACUACACCACUAUCUGCUACAAUAUCUACAUCAGUAGGGGCAACAAGUUCUACUGCAUCACUAGGCGCCACAAGUUCUACAACAUCAUUAGAUGUUACUACUAGUGGAACCAGUGUAGAUGGUGAAGUCUCUAAUUUCUUGAAUGAAGUGAAUUCUUUAUCUGCUUCUAAUAGUCCAUCAAGAGAAAGAAGUGCCACACCCCCAGUUACUCAUGUACAAGCCAAAUCUGACAAGAAGAAAUCAUCUAAUUUUUACAAGUCAAUGUUUGUUAAAGGAGCCACAGAAUGGAAUAAAAGGAAAGAAAAUCCAGAGGAAGCUACCUCGACUGAAAUAAAUGAAUUACCAGAUGAGCCAACCACUCUAUGGCAGAUAUGUGUAGACGAGAAUACCCAGUAUCAGUAUUAUUGGAACACUAUAACCAAUGAAGUGACCUGGACGAUCCCACCAGAUUAUACACAAUAUUUAUUACAGUAUAAGCUGUAUGAGGAACAACUCAAUAAGAUACCAGAAGAGAGAAGAGAAUAUCUCAAGAAAAAGAAACUGGGAUUAAUUACUAGUCCAAAGACCAUCAAUCCUAAAAUCCAGCCAAAGCCACCUACACAAUCCUACAAUGAAAUGGAAACUGCUACAGUAAAUGCAGUCCACCAGGCUAAUGUCACUCCACUAGCUGAAGCCAAUGGAAGUAACCCAGAUCUGAAUAAAGGUAAAGAGCAGCAACAGCUAACUGAUCCAGAGAAACAGUUCUAUUCAGAAAUAGAAGAACUGGAAAAAAUGGAAAUUGAAGUCCCCCCACCUGAAAAUGUCAAUGGAACUCCUUUAGAAGACAUUCCAGUUCCUGAAGAAAAUAUAGAAACCCAUUCUAAAGAUUUAACUGCAAGUGAAAAACCCAGUGGAGAAUCUGAAACAACCCUUGAUCUGGAUGAUAUUGAUAAUGCACUUGAGAAAGCUUUAGAAAAGAAGAAGGAUGAAUUGAAGAAAUUAGAAGCUGAGGAAUCAAGUACAACAACUUCGGAUGUGAAGCAUAGUCAAAAGCAUACUCAUAAACAUAGUCAUAAGCGCCAUUCAUCACCCGAUUCUUCUAUACAAACAUCAAGUGUAUCCAAAAAAUCUAAAUCUUCUAAUGUUAAUGAGCGGAUAACACCAGAACCAGUUGCAGAGAAACUAUGUAAACAGUCAGUAGAAGCUGUUAGAAAAGCUUUAGUGAGUUAUGAACAUGAUGAAUCUGAGAGUGAAGUGAAUGGUGGAAUGUUAAGUAAUAAAUCAACUGUAUUAGAUAUAGAUGAUAUGGUGGAUGUAGAUGAUAUAACUGAAGUAUUAGAGAAUAAAUUAGAAUUUUUAAGUGUGUCAAAGAAAGGGUUAACAAGACUUCAAAUAAUGCUCAUAGAAUUACAGACCAGAUAUUCUGAUUAUUUAAAUGGUGGCCUAAAGAAGGACUUUUUCCUCAGAAAAUUAUCAAAGUUAGAAAAACAGUUAAAAGAUUACGAGAAAAGUGCCAUGCCAGAUGAUUGGACCUGCCAGUGGGACAGGAAAUUUCAUCAGUGGCAGCUGAAUAAUUUGAGAUGUGGAAUGGCGGACGUUUAUGGUUAGACGAUGACUAUAUAAGUUGCUGUGGAAUUUCAGGCAGUACUUUUAUAUCAAUGAUGUCACUGGUGAUACCCAGUGGGAACACCCAGAUUCCAGCGUCCAAGUGAUAGGUGAAUCCCAUCACCGCCGCCAUUCCUCCGGUCAGUCGAAAUCCAGGAGCUCCAAAUCCCACUCCAGCAAGAGAUCAAAGGACAAAAGAAGAGUGGACAAAAGAUCUUCCAAAUCCAAGUCUAGUCGACGUGACCGAGAUAGAUCGAGAUCUGAAUCUCCCGAAGUUAGUCACAAAUCGAGUAAGAGCCACCGAAAAGAAAAAAUUGAUAUCGAGAGCAUUGUAGAGACUAUAUCUUUGGGUGGAUUACUGUCGAAAAAUCGCGAGGCAAAAUCAGAUACAAUAAACAUCAUAGAUGAUCCUGAAGUAGAAGAACCCACCAGUCCACCACCACCUCUGCCUCCACCUCCAGAUGAACCAGAAGAACUGCCUGCCCCUCCCCCAGCUUGCCCAAUAUCAGUAUCUGAUGCAGAAGAUGCACUAGUCGAAACUAAAGAUAAUGUGGCAUCGGAAGCAUCAGAAGUUGAACAAGCAUUACCCAAAUCAACAGUUGUGAUAAGUAAACCAGUUCAGUAUAAUUCAGAAGUAACAACAUCAUCAUCAUCGAAUGAUCCUCUCCCAGGCACCAGCUGUUCCCUACCUUCCACAAGUUCCAUGGUGUCGAGCUCCACUAUACAAGGUAAUGGUGCAGCAGCAACGACAGAUGUUGCUGAGUUGGAUGGAGAACCAAUGGUGUCUUCUAGUGAAAUCAAAGCAGAAGUAACCAAAGAAGUCAAAAAGAAGAAAAAGAAUAUGGCUAAUACAAAUUUUGCCCUGAAGAAGAAGAAGGUAUCAUCUUUAGUGAACAAAUGGAAAAAAGUGAAAAUAGAAGUAGAAAAAGAAGAAAAGAUUGAUGAAGAAAGACAACUUGCCAUCAGACAAAAACUAGAAGAAUGGAAAAAAGAGCAACAUUGAAUUUUCUUUCUUAAAGAUCUUUUUUUUUUUUACCCAUUCCGAGACACACAUGCUCAUAAUACCAUGUUUGUUUAAUGAUUUAAUCUCAGCGUGAUCUAUACCGCCCAGUUACACUCUAGAUUACAUAGAAAACAAAAAAAAAAUAAUUGGGAUUUGGUAUCGGUUAGUUUUGAUAUUGUACCAGUAUGUACUACAAUCUAACCGUAUAGCUAUAUCUAAGUAAUCUUUUAGAGGCAUUUACUAACUGGACGGAGUAAGAAAAUAAGACUCAUACUUGUGGAAAACAGCUACUAAUAUAUUUGGGCAUGGUUUCGAAGAGUAUUCUCUCAAUAUUAUCAAGCUUUUAACUGUUUUCCAUGUGGUUUGAUUGAGUAACUGGACAGAGUAAUAAACCAAAACACAUAUUCAUGAAAGAUAGCUACUAAUAUAUUUGAGCGAGAUUUCAAAGAGUUUUCUACAUUAUCCAAUCUGAGUAAAAUUAUACAGAUCUUUAUUUCGUUUCGUUUUUUUUAUACUUUCGAUGGCUUCCACUACAUAAAGAUCUGACAUGUUGUAGUGGAAGGUCCCUUCCGGGGUCAUACAAACCGCUCUUGACCUACGACAUCAGACAUUUGAUUAACCAAUGGGUGUUAAUGUUUCUAGUGGGAUAUCCACAGUUCCGUGCACCGCAUGCCAAGAACUCACCGUAACAGACCAUUUCAUUGACUAAUCCCUCACAUGAACUAGAACGCAGGUUAUAUAACAAUUCUUCCAGAUCCAAGUGUAGUAAAGACAGUUAAAACGAAAUUUUGAACUUUAAAAAAAAACGAAACGAAAAAGGAUCUGUGUUCUAAUCAGAGUGCUACAUUAUCAAGCUUUUUACUGUUUUCCGCUGGUAUGUGUUUUAUAGUUAUUACAUGUCAGUCAGUGAUAAUCACCAGCAUUGAACUUGGUGUCAUUUAUAUCAUUCUAAAUUCAUUGAAUCAUAAUGCAAUAGCUCAACAAAUAGGACUACAAUCACUGGUUUAUUAUAAAAAAGCACUAUGUUUCGAUAAGUAUUGUAGUGCUUUUGUAUAAUAAACAAGUAAUAGUUGUCCAUAUUUAAUUAUGUUAAUUUUUUCCAAAUACUAAAUUCAUUAAAUCAUAAUGCAAUAUCUUGUCUGGAUGUAGAAUAAGGAAUUAAUUCUUAGGUAUAAAAAUACAAUGAAAUGUGAUUAAUUACUUUAAUAAUAACUCAUAGUUUUGAGUAUACAUUCUUUUACAACAUUUUGAAUUAUUUAAAAGCUGCAAAAUAUUUUCUGAAGAUUGUUUAUUUUACUAAUCUUUGUUUAAAAAAAAGAAUUUUCUUUUAUGCAAACUAUUUUCUGAAGAUUUCUUAUUUUAUAAAUCUUUGUUAAGUACCUUCUUUUAAAAAGAAUUUUUUUUUUAAAUGAAAGAUUAUAGUGUAUCUAAGGCCUCAGCAAUUUGGUUUUCUACUCUUCAGGAACAACUGUAAAAUAUUUUCUUCUUAGUUCUUCGAGAAAAAAACUUACUUAAAAUCCAAUUGUACUUGAUCACAUUGUUUAAAAGCAUUUAGUUUCAAAUUUUUAAGUUUUUUAAAUUUUAAACAAAACACCUUUCAAAUAAUGUAUGUGGCUAUUUAUCAAGAAAGUGGAGCAUACUAAACUUAGGCUGUCUGUCUACCAUUAGCUCCACCUGAGAACAGACAUUAAGCUAGUUUACGAACAUUUUAUGUCCUAAAUUGACGAUUUUGGACGAAAACAAUAAGUGUACUUUGAGAAUUUGGGGAAGUAUUGAUUCUUCUUCGAUUAAAUGAAAUUGAAAAGGUUUAUUUCGUCUUUGUGUGUUUGAUGGAGUAAAACUGCAUUACAAAAUAGUAUCCUAAUUUUUGGAUAUGGUGGUCUUUCAGGGUAGAGAUUAAUUCUCCAAGUAUGAAGUAGUUAUAUCUCUGUGUGCAGAAUGGAUCCUGGAGAACAGAAAAUAAAAUUUGUGUGGCCUAAUGAACCAGAUAUCUGUAUGCGAUAUUUGUUUAUUCUCAUAAGGUUAAAUGUACAUUAUGUAAAUAUGAAAAAAUUGAUAGCAUGAUCAGAAUGAUAGAAUGUAGAGAAUAGAAUCUCCAUCAUAACCCUUCAAAUCAUCUUGUUAUCUUGUGCAAGCUGUUUAUCCCAACCUACCCCUUCAUUCGGCUCCCAAAGAGUAUACAUAUAUAGACAACUUUUAGAAAUAAAAUUGGGGUUUUAAGGUCCUACUUUUCUGCAACUACUGGCUAUGCCAUCGUGUUGGACCUUGUUUAUUUGUCCCAUCUAAAUGAUGAAAUUUUAAGCCUUCCAUGAAUCAUUCUGUGAACUACUUUCAGCCCCUCCAAGAUCCUGCAUUUUUGUUAUAAAAAUAUAUCUACAAUUUUCGUCUUCGAUGUCAUUAAUUUUGGUGGGGGAUGUUAUAAUACAAUUUAUAGAAUUUUGUGUGGAAACCAAAAAGGGGAGAUUUAAACGCCUAAGGUGAACGAGACAUUUGAAUUCAAAUCACAGCUUCUAUUCCCUUCAUUUAUAACACCCAUUGUGAUUUGAUGUGAAAUUUAAUAAUAGAAAAAAAGGGUAGGUAAACCAAAGAGAUAUUUGUAUGUUCCUGUAGUAUUAUAUGUGUGUACUAUUUUAUUUAUUUAUUUCAUUUCUAAAUAUAUCAGAAAAAAUUCAGUGCUCAAAUGUUUGACAAAUCCAUAAAAAUAUCUGUUGCUAUAUUAAAGCUACAAUUUCAUAUUUUUAAGUUAUAUUUUUAAAAUGUAUUAAAAUAAAGCCUUAAAAUCGAUGCUAUGUAUAAACAGUCCUACCUUGAUAAAGAAUAAUCCUAUUAAUCCUAAAAUUCACUAUUGCCAGUUGAGAAAUUGGCAAAAAUAUCAUUUUCAACUUCAUAGCUAUUCCAUGGUAGGGAAUAGAAAAACAAGGGAGGUAAUUGUGUUAUUGUUUCCGGUGUGAAAUAUUUUUGAUUGUGAGAGAAUGAUAUCUAUGAUCGUAUAAUAGUGAGUUGACAACCUAUUGAGCAAAAAACAUAGAAAUAAUUAUGUUUUGACUUUCUUAGAAAACAUGAAAUUGUAGCUUUAAAAAGUAAGUCAAACCAUAAUAUUUGAUAACGCACAUUUUUUGUUUUGAAACUCUGUUAAAAGCUGCAUUUGCAUUAAUCUUUGUAGCUUGUGGUUGAUGUUUUAAAAGGGGGGGGGGGGAGUUUGUGUUAAGAAAAAAGCAUAAUCUGAUUGUAGCAGAAAAUUAAACAUAUCAUUUGGUAAUAUGCAAAAUUUGUUAAAGAACAUUUGUUGUUGUAUGAUCAUUUGUAUAUAUACAGUAUUAAUUGGGCCCCUUUUAUAAAUAGAUAAUUUAGAGUAUAUAUUCUUUGAUUCAGCAUUCAAAAAUGAAAUAUAUUUUCCCUUAAUCUCUGUAUGCCCUCCAGCUGAUGAGGCACCUAGACUGCAGCAUCACCUGGGCUUCAGCCCUUAAAGCCUAUGCCUUAACUCAGAUCUACUGUCAUGGGGGAAUUGUCUUUCCGGGCAGAAUUCUCUUUCCUAGCAUUACAGGCAUGAUCGUAUGUUCAUCUCAGAAUGACCGAAGUAUUAUUUUGAAGGAAUGCUGAGUUCCAUUCCUCUCCUGUCUGUACUGUAUAUAGAUUUGGCUAAGGAUCAGCAGAAUCUUACACACAUUGAAGAUUGGAAUUUUUUUUUUUUUAGUUUAAUGAUAAUGUAUAUAUUUAUAAUAGUUGAAUAGUUUCAACUUCUAUCUUCACAAUGUGAGGACUUCACAUUUUGAGGACUUUAAAAUGUGAAGACUUUACAAUGUUAGGACUUUACAAAGAGAGGACUUUACAAUGCGAGGACUUCACAUUUGAGGACUUUAACAAUGUGAAGACUUAAAGAUGGGUUCCCAGAAAAGUAUUUAUCGGGUGGUUAUUUCCAAUAAAAGUAUGACAAUUUUGGUAUAUAUGGAAAGUAGAGAUAUCCAAUCUUACUAGAAAAAUACUCAUGGAGCAUAUACAGGACAAAAAUUUAAGAGUUUUUUUUUUUGUCUGCACGCGUGAUGUCAAAGGUCACACGCGAACAUUGGGCGCUUGAUGUACAAGUUGAUAAACUUUAUUAAGAGUUAGACGUACAAACUUUCUGAAAUAAAAAUACGCAAGUAGUGGAUAAUCCGAGAUUUUAAUUAGGAUUCGAUAUUUGUAAUAAAUAGUAAGCUAUUCAAGACAACAUCGUCUUAUGUAUGCAAUGAAUUCUCCUCUGACGUCUGAGAGAGGUAAGUCAUGUGACAUAAACAUGACCUGGUUUGAUCGAUUUUUUAUAGCAGGGCAUUCCUUGGCAAUUACAAUGUUUGAGAAGGAUUUGAAGCAAAAUUAUGACAAAUUAAUUAGUUUGAAUAUGUUUUUAGUCCAUAUAUACCAUUAAAUCACCCAGUUUGUACGCGGGAACCCAUUUUUAAAUAGCGUAAAUUAGGUAAUAACCCAGCUCUCCAGUUCAUAUUUCUAAUGGAUGUAAAUAGGUACACAGAGGGAACACUUAUCUGCAAUCUAUAUCGCAAUACAAGCAUCUGUAUUUUGCAAGAAAAGCAGAUUUCACUAGUAAAUUUUAUUUUAUGUACAUGAUACCCUGUGUUAGUUUGAAAUAUGUGUUAUUUCCCGUGUUUAUAUAAUAGUAAGUAAUAUAUGAUGGAUUGUGCACCUACAUAGAUCAUGAUUGAAACUAUCAUGUGACUGUUGACAAUGUAAAUUAUAGUUAUGACAAUAAAAAUGUUGAAACGAG
Messenger RNA from Patella vulgata (common limpet), 7701 nucleotides. RefSeq names its product formin-binding protein 4. The transcript has 16 exons. Lineage: Eukaryota; Metazoa; Mollusca; Gastropoda; Patellidae. Gene Ontology annotation, molecular function: protein binding. The record is from RefSeq and is a predicted model, not a curated record. The coding region runs from base 122 to 1945 and encodes 607 amino acids.